CUAGAAUAUUCCUUUGUUCUGCUUGCUUUUAAUAAUGGACAAAGCUUUCGAGAUUCAGAGAAAUGUUCGGGAUAACGCUAAGACGUUGCAAACAUACUUGACAGAUUUGCAAAAUUGGGAGGCCGAGAUGAAACGAAAGGAGGCUGCGAUCAACGGCGAGUUUGAGCAGAACUUGCCUCCUGUCCGUAGUAAGAAAAAGAAGGAAAAACCUGCAGUGGUCAAGAAAUCUCCAGAAAAAAGAAUCCCUUCAUAUGACUAUAAGUCUUGGGAUAAAUUUGAUGUUGACAAAGCAUGCGAGGAAGUAGACAUGGAGGACAUCGGCCCUGUUUCUCUUGAUAGCAAGAAAAGUCGGGACACUAAGCAAGAGAAGCUAAGAGAAGAGGCUCAAUAUGAGAAGGAGAGGGGUAACGCAUUUGUAAAAUUAGAGAAAUGGGAUGAUGCUAUAUCGUGCUACAGCCGGGCGAUUGAACUAGUCAAAGAUGAUGCCAUAUACUAUGCUAAUAGGGGGCUGUGCUAUCUCAAGAAGGACAGCUUGCACCAAGCGGAGUCGGACUGCACGGAGGCGCUGCGACUGGACGCGCGCUACGUGAAGGCGCUGCAGCGACGCGCGGCGGCGCGCGAGCGACUCGGGUCGCUGCGCGCCGCCUCGCGCGACCUCGCCGACGUGCUGCGGCUGGAGCCCAACAAUCACGCCGCCAGGAAACAGCUGGAAACCAUCAAGGCCAGGAUGGGGACUAAAGGGUCCAAGUCAAAGUCGUCUCCAUCCACCACUCCAACGGUCGAAACCAAACCCAUAAUGAAACCCUCACAAGCCAAGAUUGUCGAGCUGCCCGAUGAAUCUAAAGUGGAGAAGGUGGUGAAGAAUGUCUCAGCUCAAGAGAAGUGGAUGAAUGGUGACGGGGAACCCAUCACUGUGAUCAAACCGGUGAAGAAACCUCCACAUUUGCGAUCUAAGAGACCCCUAAAGUCCGUGAAGAUCCAAGAAAUUCCUCUUGGUAAGACCACUCCGGAGACACCGUUCACUCCAGACAAACCUUCCACUCGGAUGAAUAUCAUUGAGAUAGAAGACAGUCAGGCGCAGGGCGAUAGCAAUAAUAACGACUCUAACAAGACAGAUGAGGCUCUGCAGAAUGGAGACAAAGGCAAAGGCGACCCCAGCGCAGAAUCAGACGGCGCGACGGAGACCGGGCUGAGCCGGCGGGACGCGGCGCCGCCGGCCAACAGCGUUCAGUUCAUGUCCCAGUGGAAGUAUCUCAAGGAUUACGCUGAAGCCAGGAGCGAUUAUUUAAGUAUCAUAGACCCCGAGAGAAUCCCCUCGAUUUUCGCCAACGCCCUGGAAAGCGACGUGCUAUCCGAUGUGCUACGCUUGUUAGCGUUCUACACUGAGAAAUAUAAAGAGAAAAGGAUAACAGCUUACCUGAAAGGAUUGUGUAACGUGAAGAGAUUCUCAGCUCUGGCCAUGUUCCUGUCUCGGGCUGAUAAAGAAUUGCUGACCAAAUUAUUGCACCACUGCAAGACUGUCGAGAACGCAACCGAAGAUGAAUUGGCUGAUCUUAAGAACAAAUACGAACUUUAAUAUUGUAGGGUAGGCUAGUUAACGAAUUGUAGAUCAACUAAUUAUCCAUGUUUGAACAUUUUGGGACACGGACUUUGGUUUGUUUUUACUAUUAUUCUCUAUAUAUCUCUCUCUCUCUCUCAUCUUCGUGUGUUCCCUUCGACUUCAUUCGGCGAUGAGACGCUUUAAAAAAUACUUAUUUACCUUGCUCUUACAGUCGAUUUCCUAACGCUUCCACGCAAGCAAUUGCAAGGGGCAAUUGGAAGUGCCCCCUGCCUGCAAGUCAAUAUGGAAAAUAAAAUUUAUUAACACAGAUCAUCAUGUCUAAUUGGGUGAAUUUUAAAUAAAGGUAAUAACGGCGGUCAAAACGCUCGAAAAUUCACCCCUUCAAUAUUUUGGACAGCCCCGACUGCAUACUCAACGCUGGCGCCUAUUUUGCCGUCCAUAUGAAUCUUAUUAAACUGUGAUUCGCCUUUGAUUGUACAACCAGCGCACGCCUGCCCUCUUUGGGAAUACUGUUGUCUGUCAGCUGUUUUAUCCCUUAAUAACUUCACACGAAGUCCUUCGAAAAAUAUGAAGUGGUUCAAUUCGAGGGUUGGUGUUACUCUUUCACAUUUGAUUGUUUUCCCGAUUUAUUUCUCAGCCAUUGAGUGUCGGAGCCUAAGGUCCGCUUUGCUAAAGUCUAUGCAAACUUACUUCGCUGGCGCUUUGUCUAUGACCUCUAAAAAAAGGCAAACAUAAAUAUCACAACUUAGAAAAAGACGCAAAAUAUCCUGUUCCAAAACUUCUAAAUGGUUAGGUAGAUACAAUAGUAAUUAUAUAAAUGUCAUUAUUGUGACGAUUUUUUUUUUCAUGGGUGCAAGUAUAGUUGAGUUCUGUGAUUGUUUUUUUUUAAGUUCGAAUAAAUAUUUUCCACGGA
Molecule: messenger RNA, 2474 nt
Organism: Plodia interpunctella (Indianmeal moth)
Lineage: Eukaryota; Metazoa; Arthropoda; Insecta; Lepidoptera; Pyralidae
Gene: spag
Product: RNA polymerase II-associated protein 3-like
Exons: 10
Coding region: 35-1576 (513 amino acids)
Cellular component (GO): protein folding chaperone complex
Molecular function (GO): protein binding
Source: RefSeq, a predicted model, not a curated record